Molecule: messenger RNA, 495 nt
Organism: Rotaria socialis
Lineage: Eukaryota; Metazoa; Rotifera; Eurotatoria; Philodinida; Philodinidae
Source: the annotation of a GenBank genome assembly
AUGAUCGGUGUACCUGUAAAUCCUAAUUCAGUUUAUGUGCCAAUAAUUCAAACUGGUUGUUUGAAAACAGAAUUCGAUUCAACAUAUCCCAUACAUUUAAAUGUUGGAACUGUUCUUUGUGUUGUUGGUGGACUAUUUGUUGUUAAAUCUAUAACAACCUUUUAUAUACUACUUAGCGUAGGAAUUGUUUUAACUACUUUUGGAUCAUUGUUUUUUGAUAUUGGAGUGUGUGUCAUGGAUGCAAAACGUGUAGCACGAAUGCGACAAGCGAUUACUGAAGAAUCAAUUAAAUAUUCAUCGAGAUCGCCAACGCCAUGCAGUCGGAGAUUAGAUACUUCACGUACUUUGUUUGGUGGCUAUGGAUAUUAUAAUAAUAGUCAACAGACGUUGUAUCAAUUGGUAAUUGAUAUUGGCUGUUCUACUUCACAAGGCAAUGUUAAUCAAACACACUAUUCAAAUAAAAUAGUUCCUGAACCAACAUCAUCAUUUGGAUAA